CGGAGGAUCACAUAUUUGGGGUCAGAAGCGAACAACCAACUCGAAGCAUGACCUUCCCGCACGUGAACACGACAGAGGGCCCCGUGGAGCUCCCAAUGGAGCACAAGACCAAGGAGCAUCGCUUCGAGCCAUAUGAUUUCAACGGAGGCACGGUGCUUGCGGUGGCCGGCAAGGACUUUGUGGUCGUGGCCGGCGACACGCGGUUGAGCACGGGGUACUCGAUCCUGUCCCGCGACGAGACCAAGAUCCACGAAGUGGCCCCCAACGUGCUGCUGGCGAGUCCGGGGAGUUUCAACGACGUGGUGCAGCUUCGCGGAGUGCUGGGUAUCCGUUCGCAAAUGUACCAGCAUGACAACGAACAGCCCCCGACGAUUGAAGCCAUGGCGCAGCUGCUCAUGAACACGCUGUACCAACGCCGGUUCUUCCCAUACUACUCGUUCUGCCUCUUGUGCGGCAUCACGAAGGACGGAAAGGGUGCCGUGUAUGAAUAUGAUGCGGUGGGAAGCCACAAGAACACGUCGCGCGGCGCGCAAGGCAGCGGCGGGCACCUCAUGAUGCCUCUAUUGGACAACUUGGUGACCCACGAGGGCCGAAGCGACCCCCUCGUGGACCUGACGAUCGAACAGACCAAGAUGAUAAUCAAGGACGCGUUUGUCACCGCCGGUGAGCGCGACAUCUACACGGGCGACAAGGUCGAAAUCUUUGUCAUCACAGCGCACGGCACGACCAAGGAAGAGUUCUUGUUGAAGCAAGAUUAGGUGCUCGUCUUCCCAAUCGACUAAGAGCAUAAAUAUUGGAUGUGCUUGACGCCGUUCGUUGGUUGGUGUAACGUCGUCGCAUGUAACCCCCUUGCAAUGCCAUUCCGAG
Molecule: messenger RNA, 867 nt
Organism: Aphanomyces astaci
Lineage: Eukaryota; Oomycota; Saprolegniomycetes; Saprolegniales; Verrucalvaceae
Exons: 1
Coding region: 48-758 (236 amino acids)
Cellular component (GO): proteasome core complex
Source: RefSeq, a predicted model, not a curated record